AUGCCUGCGUCACCACCGAGAACGAGCCCUGCGAGCUCCACGCGCGCGGACGCCCAUUCCGCUCCGGUGGCACAUCAAGACGUCGCCGAGUCCUCCCUGCCGCUGCCCGAAUCCCUGCAGCACCACGUCCCCGGCCCGCCGCUCUACCAGCCCGCCGGUCUCCAGUUGCCAAGCUAUGCAUACCAGCUCGACGUCGACAGCGCCUCGGGCAGCAGCAGCGACCACUUCUACUCGGAUGUUGAUUCCGCCGUGGGUUCGUCGACCGCCGGCUCGACGACGACAUCUCUCAACUCCGAGGUCGUGAACUAUCGCUACGAGCACGGCCGACGCUACCAUGCUUUCCAAGAAGACGCGUACUGGCUGCCCAAUGACGACGACGAGUCCGACCGCCUCGACCUCCAGCACCAUGUCUGGCGCCUGUCGCUGGACGGCGCCUUGCACGCCGCCCCGAUCCCGCCCAAUGUGCAGGAUGUCCUGGACGUCGGCACCGGCUCUGGAAUCUGGGCCAUUGAGUUUGCCGACGAGAACCCCGCCGCCCAAGUCAUUGGCACCGAUCUAUCUGCGAUCCAGCCUGAAUGGGUACCUCCGAACGUGACUUUUUUGGUGGAUGAUGCCGAGAGCGACUGGAAUUUCGACGGCAAGAAAUUCGACUUCAUACAUGCUCGGAUGCUCUGCCUGGGCAUGCACAAUUGGCAGCGCUUCAUUGCACAAUGCUACCAGCACCUGAAACCCGGUGGCUGGCUCGAGCUGCAAGAGGGGCAGCUCCCCACGAGGUGCGAUGAUGACAGCGUGACAAAGGAUGAUCCACUGCAGAAAUGGGCAAUCCUGGUGCAUGAGGCAGCCGCUACAGGAGGCAUCGAUACAAUGGCCAGUGACAAAUUCCCGCAACAGAUGAAGGACUUAGGCUUCGAAAAUAUAAAUGAGCAAGUCGUGAAAUGGGCUGUCGGAGCCUGGCCGAAGGGACAGAAGCAAAAGAUGCUUGGGCGGUGGACGUUUGAAAACUUGAGUCAGGGCCUCCAGGGCAUAAGCCUUGCGCUUCUGACCAAAGUUCUUGGCUGGUCGAGAGAGGCAGUUGAAUUAUUCCUUGUUGAUGUGCGAAAAGACAUGGCUAACCGUAAGAAGCAUUAUUACUGGCAGAUGACUGUCCACUGCGCUCAGAAACCGUCCGGAGAUGACUCCUGA
Molecule: messenger RNA, 1182 nt
Organism: Lasiodiplodia theobromae
Lineage: Eukaryota; Fungi; Ascomycota; Dothideomycetes; Botryosphaeriales; Botryosphaeriaceae
Product: Methyltransferase domain-containing protein
Exons: 3
Coding region: 1-1182 (393 amino acids)
Molecular function (GO): methyltransferase activity
Source: RefSeq, a predicted model, not a curated record